Messenger RNA from Manihot esculenta (cassava), 1268 nucleotides. Its product is annotated as iron-sulfur assembly protein IscA-like 1, mitochondrial. Gene Ontology annotation, cellular component: mitochondrion; cytoplasm. NCBI's taxonomy places the organism in Eukaryota, Viridiplantae, Streptophyta, Magnoliopsida, Malpighiales, Euphorbiaceae. The record is from RefSeq and is a predicted model, not a curated record. Gene Ontology annotation, biological process: iron-sulfur cluster assembly. The transcript is spliced from 3 exons. Gene Ontology annotation, molecular function: 2 iron, 2 sulfur cluster binding. Bases 70 to 417 code for a protein of 115 amino acids.
AAAACACCUUCCUGGUGAAAAGGAGAAGCCUAACUAAAGUUUUAGUUUUGAUAUUCGAUCUAAAAUCUCAUGGCUUCGCAAUUUCUGGCGGCAGCUGCUGAGAAAGUUGGACCUGCCUUGAGGCGUCAGGCCCUCACCUUAACCGAUGCGGCGGCUUCUAGAAUACGCCAUCUAUUGCAGCAGCGCCAACGGCCUUACCUCAAGCUUGGUGUCAAAGCCCGCGGCUGCAAUGGCUUAUCCUAUACCCUCAAUUACGCUGAUGAGAAAGGGAAGUUUGAUGAAUUGGUUGAGGAAAAGGGUGUAAAGAUACUGAUUGAUCCAAAAGCUCUUAUGCAUGUUAUUGGGACUAAGAUGGAUUUUGUUGAUGACAAACUGAGAGGCCAUUCUUCUCUCCCCUGUCCUUUGAAACGCCAGUGACCUCCUCGUUGGCGUCAGUUGGCUGAUCCCAAUCCUGUUCCUGUCCCCUGCUGCAUGCUGUUUGCUGUAAAUUUUUUCUAAAAUUCUAUUUUUCUCCCUUUUCUUUUUCUAUUUCUUUUUUCUAUUUCUGUCCAAUUUAUUGUUUAUAUUUUCCCUUACUUUUUUUCCCAAUUUCUGGUAUAUUUUUACCACCGUUGUUUUUUUUUUUUUUUUGUACUGUUCAAAGCGUUAUCUUUAAGCAUAGUCUAUUAGUCGAAUUAUUCUCAGUGCCUUAUCUUUUUUGCUAUUGUAUUUCUAUUUCCUUUUUAAAAAAUCCUUCCAACAUAAAAGAUUGAUUACCUCUUAUUUUUUUAAUAUUUACACACUUUCCCCAUGUUUCCAUUUCCUACAUCAUAAAAAAUGUAGUUUCCCCAUGUCCAUUUCUGUAUAUAAGUGUUUCUGGUUCUGCAGUGCUACAUGUCUCAUCACCAACCUGAGCACUCAUACUGCAUUUGCGCAGUGCUAUAUGUAUUUUGACAUCUACCAUAUUGCUUUCACCAUUGACGAUGUGGAAUUUUAACUAUUGAUCUUCCUGAAUUUACUCAAGUUCAUAUUGAGACAAGAGGGAGCAUAAUCAUAGUCUUUCAUACUGUUAGCUAAGUUACUUAAUUGAAAGAUGAAAUGGAAGUUGGAAUUGGAACCCUGCAAAAGCUCUUGUUUUGACAGUUUUUAAGCUUGCGGAUGAAUACGACUGCUAUGAAUAUUUUUGUUGUUGCUCAUUGUGCUUUAAUCUGCUUGGGCAUGUGUGCUUUAUAUAAUAUUUAGGUUUCAAGUUUUAACUGUAAAGUUUCAAAUUUACAUACGGUUCUCCA